Penicillium paradoxum is the source of this 2118-nucleotide messenger RNA. Its product is annotated as flavin monoamine oxidase family protein. The coding region runs from base 1 to 2118 and encodes 705 amino acids. The transcript has a single exon. The record is from RefSeq and is a predicted model, not a curated record. Gene Ontology annotation, biological process: amino acid catabolic process. Lineage: Eukaryota; Fungi; Ascomycota; Eurotiomycetes; Eurotiales; Aspergillaceae. Gene Ontology annotation, molecular function: L-amino-acid oxidase activity; polyamine oxidase activity.
AUGCUUGAAUCCACCACUUUUGCGAUGCUAGGCAAAUCGUCUCUUGUCGUUGCAACGUUCAUUGUUGCCGUUCCUGCACUUGGCGCUAACCAUGAACAAGGAACAGCAAAAGUGACAACAUCCGACAUAGUUCGAAGUGGCGAGUUAGCCAAUGUUUAUCUCGAUUGGAAUCAUCGCCCACCAAGCUUGAUCAAAUCUGUGUAUGCGCCCUGUGGUAGCGAGAGCUCUUCGACAAACGAGCAAAUCAUCGGACAAUUCUCAAUCAGCGAACAUCCUCCACAACGACUGGCCUGGGCAGUCCCGGAUGAUGCACCAACACAUCAUUGUGUCUACAUUUUCGGAUCCGACAAUCGAAAUGGGACAGAAAGGCUCUUGGGCAAAAGCAAUCCCGUCUCUGUGCAGAAAAAGCUCAAGAAACGAUCCACCGCAGACGCCAAUAUUCCCUUGUUGAAAGACUUUGAUGCACAGGGGGCUUGGUUUGAUGGAGUAGCCAAAAUCAAAAGCAAAGUGGAGAACAAUGGAGGAGUGGCUUCAAAAAGCUCUCCCAAGAAUACAUCGAUUGCAAUUGUUGGAGGCGGUAUCUCUGGGCUUGCAACGGGCUUGAUGCUGGACAGCAUUGGUGUACACAAUUGGGAGAUUAUCGAAGCCAGCGACCGCGUCGGCGGCAGGUUCCGGACGAAGUAUGUCGCGGGCACCCAAGAAUGGGCCGAGAUGGGACCGAUGAGACUUCCACAUUCUGUCACGUACAAGGAUGAUAACGAGACGCUUUUAUAUUCCGACCAUCAGUUGACAUUCCAGAUGGCCAACAUCUUGAAUAACAUGAACAAGAAUGAGUCUCAGUGGAAAAUUGACUUCAUUCCUUGGAUUCAACACAGCCCCAAUGAGCUGUAUGAUCGAGGGACUCGCCGCCACCCAGAUGGAAGAGUCCCAACACGCGCUGAGAUUGAGGAGGACUCGAGCCUAGAGGACCCGCCCGCAAUGACCAGCGCCGAAUACAGCAAUACCGAGAACCAGAUGGACAAGAUCCUCAAAGACAAAAAGACCUUGAAGUCUCUUCAAAAGGAUAUCUGGAGAGCCCAUAAGACGGCCAUGGACCAAGGGCUCGAUGACUGGAGUGAACAGGCCAUGAUGCGCCAUGUGUUCGAGGCCAGUAAAAACAUUACGGACGAGAUUUGGACAUCAUCAGACUACGAUGUGUUCUGGGAUGAACUACAUCACAACUCGAAUCUCGGCCUUGAUGGAAGCAAAAACAGCAUGGGUGAGACGGAAUGGCUCUGCAUCGAUGGAGGGUUCAAUCGCCUGUCAGACGCUUUUCUUCCUCACGUCCGUGACAGACUUACUCUCAAUCGGAAGAUCAGAAAACUAGAGUCAGUCCAAGGCGAGGAUGGCAACACUCGUACUCGGUUGUCGUGGUAUCCCAGCGUCUCGAAUCGUACAUUCGAAUCCAAAGAGUACGACUACACAAUCAUGGCAGCGCCUUUCACCAUGACCCGCUUCAUGGACCUGCCCAAGUUCUCCUCUGUUCUAGAUCGCGCAAUCAGCGAGGCAGGUCUGCGAUUCAAGUCCGCAUGCAAAGUAGCCCUUCUCUUUUCCGAAAGAUUCUGGGAGAAAGGCGACCGACCGAUUUUCGGCGGCUACUCCAAACCAUCAAGUGAUUCAGUCGGUGCUCUCUACUACCCAGUCUAUGGGCUCAAUGAGUCCCGCCCCGGUCUGAUCAUGCACUACCGAGGUGGCGAUUGGAGCGACCGGUUUGUCAGCUUCUCCGAUGAAGAGCACGUCCAGACGGUGCUAGAUUCGAUUGUCAGUCUGCACGGUGAACAAGCGCGCGAGCUCUAUACUGGCGACUAUGAGCGUCUCUGUUGGCUUCAGGAUGAACACACUGCAACUUCUUGGUGUCGACCGGAUGUUGCACAGCAUCAACUCUACAUUCCGGCUUAUCAUCAGACGGAACAUAACACCAUUUUCAUUGGAGAGCAUACUGCUCCAACUCAGGCGUGGGUUAGCUCCUCCUUGCAUUCCUCAGUCCGCGGCUCGGUUCAGCUUCUUCUGGAAUUGGGCUUAGUGGAUGAGGCUAAGGAGCUUAACAAGCAGUGGAUGGGAAGAUGGAUUAAGUUGUAA